Molecule: messenger RNA, 3157 nt
Organism: Apis florea (little honeybee)
Lineage: Eukaryota; Metazoa; Arthropoda; Insecta; Hymenoptera; Apidae
Biological process (GO): regulation of transcription by RNA polymerase II
Cellular component (GO): nucleus
Molecular function (GO): sequence-specific double-stranded DNA binding; DNA-binding transcription factor activity, RNA polymerase II-specific
Source: RefSeq, a predicted model, not a curated record
AGACCGCCCACGGUCACCGCCAACUCGGCACGUCCCAUCGGCGGAGGUGGCGCAAGGACGGGCCAGACGUAGUAGGGGAUUCGAACGUUCCCGUUCCCUCCUCCACGAUCGUGUUCGAGGCGGUCGAGAGUGAAGUGCCUGCCCCUGCGGGAACACCGGCCCGAGUUACCCGUCCCCGUACCAUUUCGAGUCACCGGCUUGGCCUGGCCUGAUAGCGAGCCACCAAAUCCUGUAAACUCGUUCCACCAUCCAUCCGUAUUGACGUUUCGUUCUACCGGCCACGUUCGAUGCGCCCGCGUAACGGGCUGGUUGGAUCGUUCGUGUGCUUCGUGACAGUGUCGAGACGCGUGUUCGGCUAACGUUGCUCGGUAGAGGAGGACUCGAACGAUCGAAAAGUGAAAGAUGACCGUCGUUGACCGUGCGGACAGUGGUUCUUGAGUUUCACGCCCGGCUCGGACAAAUUUCAGGUUAGAUUUGUGAGUUCUCGCAAGGGGCCAAGGUGAAGAUCGUAGAGAAGGAAGAAUUCGCCACGAUGACAGGUACGGAACGACGUAAGAGAGUACGUAAAGAGUGCGAGUGAUUUUCGUGAUGCAAGAGAAACUGUUGGAACGAUGACCGGUUGGACGGACGAUCGGCGGGAAUGAAAAUGACGGUGCUUCGUUGAAAAGGAGAGAAACUUGGUCGAAUAGUGUGCGGUUUCGCGUUUAUUGAAGAAUGACACUCGGAAGGACCGAAGACCCGGUGCGAAAAUGCGGCUAAGUGUUCGGCCGAAUUUCAGUGCGAAUCAGGGAUACUGACGCGAAUGAAUAUUCGUGAACGUUGCUCCAACUCGCGUGGAUGCAAACCGUUUGAAUCUCGAUCCGUUACGAAAGGAUCUACGCCGUCUACGCGGAGGGUGGUCAUCGAUCGGGAGGAAUGUGCACCACGGAAAUGACAGAAUCGUACACGAUGUCACCGUCGACCACGGUGUCCUCGAGCGCCACGACGCCCGGCUGCCUGGGAUCGCCGCCGAUCCACCGACGGACGCCCUGCAGAGGCGACGUUCAGGACGACGAGGACGAGAUCUCCGUGGGCUGCCCGAGCCCUUUGCCCCUCGUGGUCGUCGCGCCCGGCGCGGAGGAGGACGAGCGCCUGUCCCAAUCGAGGGACGAGUACGUGGACAGACUGAGCCCUCGAAGAAGCUACCCGAGGGAGUCGGUGAUCGACGACGAGGACGGUUACUCGCGCGGUGGCGAUUACAGGAUGUCGAACGGCAGGGGGAUCCGCGUCCACGAGGGUGGCGAUUCCGUGACCACGUUGAGGGACGAGGAGGAGGACGAGGAGGACGAGGAGGAGGUGAACAGCAGGACUAGCAGUAACGGUGGCGGUUCGGCGGCCGCGGACGAUUACUUCAAACCGUUGAAACGUCUGAAGAUGGUGCAGAUGGUGCAGCACUCGGACGAGGAGGACGAGAGGGAUCGGGACACGAACGAGCGGGGGGUGAAGUCUUUCAGCAUACUGGACAUCUUGUCGCACAGGCCGAAGGCGAAGAUCGUGCGCCCGUGGGACACGGUCGAGUCGAGCCACCAUCUCAACCACCAUCAUCACCAUCGCCACCACCUCCAGCAGCAGCAGCAGCAGCAGCAACACCACCACCUUCACCACCACCACAAUCAUUCCACGCCGCCCAGGGAUCUGUCCUUGAUGGGCAUGUCCCUGGCGUCUAUGUCGGCUGGUUCGAUCAGCGAGCCGCCUCUCAGCAGCUCGUCCUCGUCCGGAAGGAGUUCCGUCUCCGAUUCCGGCAGCCCCGAUCCGUUGGGCCAUCAUCACCACGGUAUGCAUCACGGCAUGCAUCCAGGCUUGCAUCAUCCCGUGUUGCAACAGCAGCAACAGCAGCAACAGUUCAAGAGGAAAACGUCGCAGCAGCACGGCUCCCAGAGCGGGCAUCAUGGGAAGAGGACGACCGGCCAGGGAAGCCCUUUGGACGCGUUGUUCCAGAUGACCAGCAAAACUUUCGACGCCGGUGAGCACAGUCAAGAGCAAGCAAAUCAUCUGAACUUGUUCAACAACCGGCAGCAACCGAAGAAGAAGCGCAAGAGUCGAACAGCAUUUACGAAUCAACAGAUCUUCGAGUUAGAACGAUUCUUAUACCAGAAGUAUUUAAGCCCGGCCGAUAGGGACGAGAUUGCUGCGCAACUAGGAUUGAGCAACGCUCAGGUGAUCACGUGGUUCCAGAAUAGGCGAGCAAAACUCAAAAGAGACAUGGAGGAAUUGAAAAAGGACGUGCAGACAGUGAAUCCUCUGCUAGUCGCUCAACAUCACAAGACAUUUUUAGAGAACGUUCAAGAUCUUGGAAUUUUGAAGAAACGACCGUUGCCGAGCAUGGACGAGAAGUCGUAGGGAACGAGACGCCUCGAUGCUCGUCGUUGAGGAAAAAUCGUGAUUUCUUGAAACUAGAGGCUUACGCAGAAAAAACUGUCUAUUGAUCUACAGAGAUCGCUUGUCGAUCGUAGUAAACGUUUUCUAUAAUGCGAUCGUAUAAAAUUACGCAAAAGUGAAGUCAUACUUUUUCUUUUUCUACGUGAAUCGACUCAAUGAGGAGUUUUUGAGGUUAGGAUUUUCGUAGUUCUGUUUUCCGUAGUAUACCUGAUACGAUAUUACGAGUAUAAUAUAAUAUUGGGGAAAAUGGGAAUUGUGAUCGUUGUGACAGCGUGUUUUUUGGAAAUAUUUGAUACAUUAUAGAAAAUUGUGGAUAGAGAUGGAGAGGAUAUGACUAGGCAUAGUACAAAGAAAGCGUCUUCUUCGACAAUAUAUCGCGGAGAACGAAAGAAGAAACCGUUUUCAGUGAAAUAGACGGAAUUCGUUCAUAGAAAUUACGCAUUGAUUUCUGUCGGUUAUCCGUGAUGUUGAUACGUCGAGAAGAUGUACAAAGACUGAGAGAGUCUGCAAAAGUCUGACGGAUGAUAAGCGACGAUUGACGAGGCGAUUAAAAGUGAUCGUGGCAUGGCGAGGUGAGGAUACUAAAUGAAUCUUUUAAAUGUUUGUAAAUUAAAGACUGCCAAAUAUAUUCACAGCUGGCCCUCGUCGACCUCCGGUCCAUCGAACGACAUUUUCGAUGUUAAAAUCAGGAUCGGAUCACCCCGUGUUCUCAGCCAUUUUACACAAAUUUUUAUCUCGA